AUGGAUUCUAGACGAUUCCAACGCUGGCGGAUCGUCAAAAUUCCAUCAUCUCUCUUUGAGAUUGAGUUUGCGGUUCUCAUUUUGAGAAUAUGCUCUUAUACAUCUCAAUAUCUCUCCUCUCUGUCAUGUACCAUUGAAAGGAUCCGGGAUACCUCACUAGCGGAUAUUCGCUACUCGUGCGACGAAGCUGCUAACAGUCUCGCAGAAAUAUAUCUCCGUCUCAGUCCGAAGGGAAGUCUUCUUCGCGUACAGCACUUGGCCUUUGUUGGGUUAAAGGCCAAGUGUCAGGGCUUUAUGAAGGACUUCCGAGAUGCACUUCGGUCCGCGAUAGAGGUUGCUCAAAGGAUUGGGGCAGAUAAAGAUCUUUCUUCAGAUGUUCCGGAUAUGAGUGAGUUAGAGAAAGAAACUCGCCGUAGGAUAUUCUGCAAUCUUUAUAUAUGGGACAGCUAUAUAUCACGACAAUUGGACCGCAUCCCUGCUAUACCCAGUGGGAUAGAGCCGGAGAACAUGCCAAGCAUGCGCCUUGGCUCCGAUAUCAAUGACACCCAUGGCCCCGAAGAAUUCACUGAACGAAUCCUUUAG
Molecule: messenger RNA, 582 nt
Organism: Penicillium odoratum
Lineage: Eukaryota; Fungi; Ascomycota; Eurotiomycetes; Eurotiales; Aspergillaceae
Product: fungal specific transcription factor domain-containing protein
Exons: 2
Coding region: 1-582 (193 amino acids)
Biological process (GO): DNA-templated transcription
Molecular function (GO): DNA binding; zinc ion binding
Source: RefSeq, a predicted model, not a curated record